ACCACUUGUAUGCAGCCGAAAAGGUCCUACUAAAGGACGAAUCUCUCAGCUGCUGUGCUGUGUCACAGACUUUCCUGGCUCGUGCCUGGCAUCCAAAAAGCGGAUCUUGGAGAAUGUCUGAUCUCUGCUCAUGUGGAGCGAGCCUCCAUGGGAAACCCACCUGAGGCUGAACACGCACGCAGCGGUGGGAAUGGACGAGAGGGAGGCUGAACCGAAGACGAUGUGCUGACGUGCAAAAGUGAAAACAGAGGCUGAUGUUGAUCAGGAGGGGGAAGGCUGUUAAUUAAAAGCAUGCUGCCUGUCCAUGUUGGGUGCAGAGAGAAACAAUAUUCUGGAGAGCCACUAUGUGCCGGGAGCUCUGCCCACUGUAGUAGGGUCAGAAGGCUUCACCUGCAGCGCCAAAGGGGCCUCCCUGAGUGGGCAUCACUGCCUCUGCAACAUGGACUCACAGCACUGCAAAAUGAAUGGUGACCCUUUCCAGGAAUCUAUGUACAUUGAAGAGUCCUCAAAUAAAAAUGGUGUGAUCUCUUUGAUAUUCUCUUUGAAAGAAGAAGUUGGGGCAUUGGCUAAAGUUCUGCGCACAUUUGAGGAGAAAGGUAUAAACCUGACCCACAUUGAGUCUCGACCUUCCCGUCUCAACAAAGAUGAGUAUGAAUUCUUCAUUAACUUGGAAGGGAAGAAUGUUCCAGCGCUGGACAAGAUCAUCAAGUCCUUGAGAAAUGAUAUUGGAGCAACGGUCCACGAGCUGUCACGAACGAAGAAGAAGGACACUGUGCCAUGGUUCCCAAGAAGUAUCCAGGAGCUGGACAGGUUUGCCAAUCAGAUCCUAAGCUAUGGAGCAGAACUGGAUGCUGACCAUCCUGGGUUCAAAGAUCCUGUGUACCGGGCACGGAGGAAGGAGUUUGCAGAUAUCGCCUACAACUACAGGCAUGGCCAACCUAUUCCUCGAGUCACCUACACAGAAGAAGAAAAGAAAACAUGGGGCACAGUCUUCAGAGAGCUGAAGAGUCUCUAUCCAACUCAUGCUUGUUAUGAACACAACCAUGUGUUCCCACUGCUGGAGAAGUACUGUGGCUACCGGGAGGACAACGUUCCCCAGCUUGAAGAUGUUUCAAAAUUCUUGCAGAGCUGCACUGGAUUUCGCCUGCGUCCUGUUGCAGGCUUGCUCUCCUCUCGGGAUUUCUUGGCUGGGCUGGCGUUCCGAGUGUUUCACUCUACGCAGUAUAUUCGCCAUGCGUCCAAACCCAUGUACACACCAGAGCCUGAUAUUUGCCAUGAGCUGCUAGGACAUGUGCCUCUUUUUGCUGAUCCCAGUUUUGCUCAAUUUUCCCAGGAAAUUGGACUGGCAUCUCUGGGAGCUCCAGAUGAUUUCAUCGAGAAACUCGCUACGGUUUAUUGGUUUACAGUGGAGUUUGGACUAUGUAAGGAAGGCAAUUCACUUAAGGCGUAUGGUGCAGGACUGCUGUCUUCAUUUGGGGAGCUGCAGUACUGUUUAUCAAGUAAGCCUGAGAUUCAGCCUCUUGUCCUGGAGAAGACUGCUGUGCAGAAAUACCCUGUUACUGAGUUCCAGCCUGUCUACUAUGUUGCUGAAAGUUUUAAAGAUGCAAAAGAAAAGCUAAGGAAAUUUGCUCAAACGAUCCCUCGUCCUUUCUCUGUUCGGUACAAUCCCUACACCCAGAGGAUUGAAGUCUUGGACAAUGCAAAGCAGCUGAAGAACUUAGCCGACACUAUCAAUAGUGAGAUGGGGAUCCUUUGCAAUGCCCUCCAGAAGAUAAAAUGAAGAUUCACUGUAACUUGUUAAUUGCUGGCUACUGACUAGAAGCUGCCAUGUGCAAAUACCAGUCUUCAUCUAGUCUCACUCUAUUAUAUUCCUGUGUAUUGCAUGAAUGCUUAUGUUAUAUAUCUUAUUUACUACAGAUUAGCAGAGAAAGAGACACCUACAGGUGACCCUUGACUCUUUUGGCCUUCAGACACUAAUCCAUUUUUUCUCACUAAUGCAAAAAAUCCCGGUUCUGGGAAUCUGAGGAAAGCCAUCAUAUUUCUUGUGCCAAAGUUCAGCAGAAGCAGGAGAUCUCCACUGUUUAGAACUAGUCUGCUGCACCUGUGAUGUUGCAUUACCACCCUGGGCCCAGAGACAGGAUGGUAAUGACUAACAGACUAAUCCAUCUUGCUUUCUCUCACAGUCAUUCUCCACUCAGUCCCUCAUAUUUGUGCAAGGUUCCCAUGGAGUCCAAAACUCUACACUUUUCAGGGGGUAUACAUAUACUACUUGAUCCUUUGUAUCUCUACUUUUACACACCUCUAUCCUAAAAUACUUUUUUUUUCCCCUAAGAGUGUGGUGUUGCCAUUGACCCAAAGCACAAAUGCUAGCAGAAAAGACAGCAAGUGUGCUGUAGCCUCAUUAACAAAUACUUAUCACCAUGUAUAAAUAUACUGUAUAUUCAUGAGCACCAAUCCCAAAAAUGUUUGUGCAAGUCAAGAGCACUGUAUGCCAUGGUGUGUCAUUGAUUUGCAGAGCAGAGUCCCUAAGCAAGGCACUGCGACUGCCUAUCCAGAGCAUGGAGUCUGUGCCUUAAUACAAUACCCAUAAAACAUCCCUUUGGAGGAGAGUUAUCUAAAGGCAAGUCUGUGUGGCUUUUUGCAGUUGGAUGUGAGGUCAGUUUGUCAAUAUCAAAUAGCAAGCAAGGAACUGUGCAGAUGUUUUAACAGGCCAUCAAGGCCUUAUUAGUCCAGUCUCAGAGCUGUGCUGGCUGUAAUAUUGUGUAACAUCAUGGAUUCAGAGCUGAUUCAGGACAGGCCAUCUUGCAGAAAAGGGAGACCUCUCUUAAUAGACAUAAUCAGCUACUCACUGUAGAAGGCUGAUGUGUGAAGGCUACCUUGUGUUGUGUGUGUCCUUCUCUGAGAGUGCUUUAUUCAGCACUGCUACAAGCUGUCUCCUAACUUUCUGGACUCAGAAUCCAGGAGGUGGAUACCAGCACCUUGGAAAUGGAAGAGAAGUCGUUCUUACAAUGCAAGUGAAGACAUCAGAGUCUUCCAAAUUCUAACUCAUUGUAUCUGUGGCUAGAGUCCCAACCAAAGCUAUGGAAGGCCUGGGUUAGCUGUGUCCCAGUCUGAGUGCAUUUAAACCCAAACAUGAUAUCUUUCAAGACAGCUCCUAAGUCAUGAUACUUCUUGGGGGUCUCCUUCCUUCUCCCACUUGAGCUUUAAUCUCCCUUUUCUGGUUGAAGCAGUUUUAUUCUUCCUGGAUUGUAGCUCAACUGAGGCAGCAAAAGGAAGCAAGGGUGAGUCCAGCUUAACUCAACGGCUGAGCCAUGAAGAGAGAAAAGCUUGGCUGUUCAGAAAGCCAUUUCCAUAUUCUUCUAUCCAAUAACUUUCAUUCAAAGCAGCUAAAUGCCCUCCUGGACUGGUCCACAUUGUAUAAUGCCUCCCUGUAGCUCCCUAGUUGAAGGAGGAAGGAGAUCAGCACUUGUACAUUGGAAUAGAAUGGAGCAAAGCUAAGCAGAACAGUAUUUCCAGCUUGCAACAAUUCUGCAUGAUGUUACUAACGUGAUUCAGGAGUCACAUUUCUGUUAGAGAUCCAAACAUGGAGAGGGAUUUGAAUGUCCACAAGUCUCAUACCUACUGUUGUACUACUCUUGUAUUUAUAGUCUGAAAAUCAAUGGAGCUUUAAUGUAAGCAUCAUCCUUUAGGAAGAUAGAAAGUACAGCUGUUUCCUUUAUAUUUAUGGUGGGUAAUAACAUUAAUCUAAGCAUACCAGCUGGAACCCUUUUCAAUAGACAUAUACUUAUGCAAAAUGGUAUCAUUUUGGUGCUUUGAAGUAAGCUUUUUUAUCUCUCUUUUUUCUUCCUUUUUUUCUCAUGACAAUGCCUGUGUAGAUCUUUCAGUCCUGUUUGGCAUGUAUUUUCUGUGUGAAAGUAGCCCAUAUUUUUCUCGCUUAAUAUAACAGGACCCAUAAGGUAACUGUACCACAAAGAGACAAUUUCAUCUCAAGGGUGAAGUCUUUCAAACUAAUCCUCGGACAGCUUUCCAAGCUCCCCUGCUUCUGGCUGUUGUUAUGAGUGACAGCAGCAGUAAAUCUACAGUGUCCUGAGAACCCAGGAUUCAUGGUUGCCUUUUAUGUGCAGGUGGAAUUUUUGAACAGUAUUGAUGCCACACGUCUGAUUCUGCGUCCCUUAAUGAAGGUUUAAAUAAGCAAUAACUCCAGCCAAAGAAGAUUAACAUAGCUGUUCAGCAAGACUGAGAGAUGAGAAAAAGUUAAAUGCUCAAUAUUUUAAAUGUACUGAAAGUACAUUUUGUUGCAGAACAAAUUAACUUGCACAUAUGUGCUUUAAAUAGUACAAAUAAGUUGCAUUUUAAAUAGUACUUCUUAAUAGGUGACUUCAUAUUUCUAUGCUAAAGACAAUUAAAGUUGUAUAGCAAACUGGCAAGUUAUCUGGCCAGUGCAGCUCCUCUCUGUAAGGUAACCACAUGGGUCGGUCCAAAUUAAAUUCCCAGGUAGGGGGAAUGCCCAUUUGAGGCAGAUUCCAACUGAGCUGAGUAUACCUCAUCCAGACAAAAUCAUGAGACUGAUAUUAAAAAAAAAUUCUCUAGAUGUAUGUAAUUAUGUAUAAAUGUUCAGCAAAGCCUUGAUUGCUCUACCUUUGCAUACACUGUACAUCAUUGUAUGCCUCUCUACAUAAAAAGCUGCAGAGCAAAAGCAAAAGCUACUCUUUAAGUAACCUUCCUCUCUUCCACCCCACUAUGAUCACAGUUUUUGAUGUCCCCACCUGUUUCAGGUGACCAAAGAAGCCAUCUCAUGAGGCCCCUUUCCUUUGCAGUGACCUUGACCAGAGUCAGUGACGGUGAUGGAAGGGGGAGAUGUCAGCACAGGUUACACAGGGAGGUGGUCUCCUCUGGGUGUCUUAAGAUGCCUAGAUAUGACAUGACUAGGGAGGCUUUAUUCCCCAAAGAAUGCAGAAAUUGUUGAAAGAGGGAUUAAGCACAAGAUGAGCCCACAGGAGUGAGUUCUUUUCAAGCCUGUUUUUUUGCUGCUUCAAACCAUUUUGGCAGUUGACAGAGAAGGCUUUCUUCAUGUUCAAAUGUAACCAUUUAAACUAAUCUAAAUAAACAGAAAUAUUAAUGCUG
Phalacrocorax carbo (great cormorant) is the source of this 5124-nucleotide messenger RNA. Lineage: Eukaryota; Metazoa; Chordata; Aves; Suliformes; Phalacrocoracidae. The record is from RefSeq and is a predicted model, not a curated record.